This is a messenger RNA of Labrus bergylta (ballan wrasse), 1450 nucleotides long. NCBI's taxonomy places the organism in Eukaryota, Metazoa, Chordata, Actinopteri, Labriformes, Labridae. The record is from RefSeq and is a predicted model, not a curated record.
CGGCACGCGAGACAAACAGAGUGGCUAUUGUUAGCCAGCAGGUUGUGUCAGAGUUUAUCCCGUCGCCUACUCACCACCUACCUACCUGUUGACUAUUCACACCACUUAUUGCAGGCAGGGGAGGUAAAGUCACUUUCGAAGAACUACAGUGCGAUCUAAACUGCUCGCAGGUGAGGAGGGGGAAAAGAGUUUGUCGGAUAAGAAGGAAGGAAGGAAUCCAGGAAAGCUCGGAGGAAACGAGGAAGUAAAUAAGGACAAGUCGACCGUUGGGCUUGGAACUCAACAGGUUAGCUACUUCAAUGUUAUAGCAGCGGCUCGGAAUUUUUACUAUCUGCGUCGAAACCCCCCCACCAUAUUAAACAAAAAAAUGCCGUUAGGACCAUGGAGGAAGAAAAACAAAUCGACGAAGGAGCAUUUGGUGGAAAACGAGGAGGUCGGCGGUGGACACGCAGGUGCCGGGAGUCACGCUAAAACCGCCGUGAACGGAGCGGGGCUCCCUCCUCCACCUGCCAACCUGCGGCCCAAACUCGUCUUCCACACGCAGCUUGCUCACGGAAGUCCCACCGGCAGGAUCGAGGGAUUUACCAACGUCAAGGAGUUGUAUGGGAAAAUAGCAGAGGCGUUUAAUCUAAAUCCACCUGAGCUCCUGUUCUGCACUCUCAACACCCACAAGAUUGACAUGGACAAGCUCCUGGGGGGCCAGAUCGGCCUAGAGGAUUUUAUCUUCGCCCACAUUAAAGGGAUCAAGAAGGAGGUGGAAAUUUACAAAUCUGAAGACGCUCUGGGCCUCACCAUCACCGACAAUGGAGCGGGAUACGCCUUUAUAAAGCGUAUCAAAGAGGGCAGCGUUGUGGACGGGGUGAAGGUGAUCUCUGUGGGCGACCACGUGGAGUGCAUUAACGGACGGAACAUCGUGGGGACGCGACAUUAUGAGGUGGCCCGCAUGCUGAAAGAGCUUCCCAAGGACAAGGUUUUCACCCUCAAACUGGUCGAACCCAUGAAGGCCUUCGAAAUGCUUGAGCCCAGGUCAAAGGGUGCCAAACCUGCUAGUGACAACAAGAUCAGCAACGGGAGAGGGACUUUGAGACUUCGCUCCAAGGGCCCAGCUACUGUCGAGGAGGAGCCAACAGAGUUUGAGGAGAAGGCAGUGAAGAAAGUGGACGACCUCCUGGAGAGCUACAUGGGCAUCAGAGACACUGAACUUGCUGCUACGAUGGUCGAGGUCGGCCGCGACAAAAAGAACCCAGAUGAAUUCGCCAUGGCGUUAGACGAGACCCUCGACUUCGCUUUCCCAGAUGAGUUUGUGUUUGACGUCUGGGGAGCCAUUGGAGACGCCAAGCAAGGAAGAUUAUAAGAUCGCAAUCGGCUUCCCCAUCCCAAUAAAACACACACACACACACACACACACACACACACACACACACACACACACACACACACACACACACAC